CCCGGAUGAAGGGGAAUUAACUUACUGCGACGAUUGCUACUGCUUUCCGACGUGCCUGCCGGUCCCGAUGCUCUUGCCGGUGCCCGGGUGUGGCUGCUGCGUUUUGGGCGACUUCCACGACAACAUCUAUUAUGCGAGAAGCGGCGACGGAAAGCACGGGGAACAGUCACCAGUCCAACUUGGCGAGAUGAUGCUCAUCGACGACGAGCGCGGCACCCUCGCAUACUAUCAAUACGCCUGCUGCGGCGGCGGCAAGCUGCGCAAGUACCCCUGCGUCACCUGCAGCCGCGUUGCUGAGCCGCUGCCUUGCCACCCGCCGCCAGCCAUGUCACCCGAAAUGCUUGAAAGAUAUGGCGGUUCCUGUUGAAGCCUGUUGAAGGCGCACCGAGCAACUUCAGCUGCAGUCGUUCUAUUGCAUGUCGUGGACCUGUCAGCGGCAAGGAGUUGGAGUGUUGCCGCAGCGUAGUGCACACGGACCGCGGAGCCAAGUUGACGGUACUGGUUCGGCGGGCCGCCCUGCUGGUGGGCAGCGAAAAAGGG
Emiliania huxleyi CCMP1516 is the source of this 540-nucleotide messenger RNA. RefSeq lists its product as hypothetical. Lineage: Eukaryota; Haptophyta; Isochrysidales; Noelaerhabdaceae. The coding region runs from base 191 to 367 and encodes 58 amino acids. The transcript has a single exon. The record is from RefSeq and is a predicted model, not a curated record.